ACCACCAACCUUCUCCAUUUUUUCUAUUAUAUUUUUGCAAAUCCGCAGGAAAAAGAAGGCGAAACGAGGCCUCCACCAGCUCACACCACCGCCGAGCGGAACGAACUCGGCGAGAGAGCGGAAGCGGCGCCGAGCACCCAGUCCCUCUCCUCUCCUCGUCCGCCGCCGUCUCCCGGAUCAUGGCCAUGGCCGCCUCCUCCCGGCUGCUGUGGGCGUCCCGCGCCGCCGCCUACCUCAGGAUCUCCACCUUCCCCAGGGCCUUCUCCACCGUGCUGAAGGAUCUGAAGUAUGCUGACACUCAUGAAUGGGUGAAGGUUGAGGGUGAUUCGGCAACAGUGGGGAUUACUGAUCAUGCCCAGGAUCAUUUGGGUGAUGUUGUCUAUGUGGAGUUGCCAGAAGUUGGCAUCAGUGUCUCCCAGGGAAAGAACUUUGGUGCUGUUGAGAGUGUGAAGGCAACCAGUGAUAUCAACUCACCAGUAUCUGGAGAGGUCGUUGAAGUGAAUAACAAACUAAGCGAGGAACCUGGAUUGGUGAAUGCAAGCCCAUAUGAGAAGGGGUGGAUUAUCAAGGUCAAGCUCAGCGAUUCAGGUGAGCUCAAUUCGCUCAUGAAUGAUGAGAAGUACUCGAAAUUCUGCGAAGAAGAAGACAAUCAUUGAAGAAACCAGAGUGUCUUCUGAACACAAGGACCUGUGUUUCAAGCUUUAUCACUGCUUCUAGUCUGCAGACCUGCUGUGACAAAUUCGCAAGGUUCAUCGCCUGGAAUAAAUUAGUUUUAGGAUUUGCCAAGGGCUUGGGAAAUCCGAGCUUGUGAAUGACGUGGUCAAGUUUGAUUAUCUCUUUGUAGUUGUAAUCUCGUGAUUUCCUUCUUUCUAAAGAUAACUUUUUGAUUCCUUGGUAUGCAAAUUUGUUGGCCCUUUUGCAAAUGGUUCAGAAUGUUAAGCGUUAUUAUUACUGUGCAUAGUGAUAAAACAGGGGAAUCAUAUGUGUUA
Sorghum bicolor (sorghum) is the source of this 989-nucleotide messenger RNA. Its product is annotated as glycine cleavage system H protein 2, mitochondrial. NCBI's taxonomy places the organism in Eukaryota, Viridiplantae, Streptophyta, Magnoliopsida, Poales, Poaceae. The record is from RefSeq and is a predicted model, not a curated record. The coding region runs from base 180 to 656 and encodes 158 amino acids. The transcript has 4 exons. Gene Ontology annotation, biological process: protein lipoylation; glycine decarboxylation via glycine cleavage system. Gene Ontology annotation, cellular component: cytoplasm; mitochondrion; glycine cleavage complex.